AAGCUUGUUGGUUAGGGUAACGGGGGUUAACCCCUCUUGGGUACCUCCUGCGUCCUCAUCUGUUCGUUCCUUACUUUCAUUUGCGCAUACCCACAACAAAUGAGUAUUUCAGGUCUUCGCUUUGACUUUUUAGGAUUAAUCGUGGUGAAUUAAGUGACUCGUGUUCGUAAUACCCACAAUGGAGGAUUCUUCAAAGAACUGGGAAAAUCUUUACACAUUCUAUUUGCAUUUGUCACCUGUAUAUGUUUGCAGCUCCUUGUUUACAUGUUUAGCUCUUUUCUGGACUUGGUGGUCAUGUCAAAAGACCAGUUGUGAGAAUAACUCAGAUUUUCAAGAUAAGUUGUACUUUACAUCUACAGAAAAAUGUAUUGCAGCAAAUGAAGAUGACAGUGAUUAUGAGUCUGAACAAGUAGCAGGAAUAGAGGCUCUGAGUGAACCAAGUAUGAUGAAACAUUUAAAAUCAGCUCGUCAGAUGGUCAUUGAAAAAAAGCUGACAGCGGGACUCUCAAAAGAGCAAUUACAGAAAGAAAAAGAGACUCAAGCAUCUCAGCUGGAAGCAAUUUAUAAAUUAUUGAAACAAAAGGAAAAACAAUUAUUCAAUAUUAGAUCAAUGGAUGAAUUGCAAGAACAACUUAAACUUUAUAAAUCUUAAAUGUUACAAAGUUUGGAAAAUAAAAAGUUGUGUGAAACCAUGAAA
Messenger RNA from Frankliniella occidentalis (western flower thrips), 697 nucleotides. RefSeq lists its product as uncharacterized. NCBI's taxonomy places the organism in Eukaryota, Metazoa, Arthropoda, Insecta, Thysanoptera, Thripidae. The record is from RefSeq and is a predicted model, not a curated record.